This is a messenger RNA of Brassica oleracea var. oleracea, 1680 nucleotides long. RefSeq names its product ETHYLENE INSENSITIVE 3-like 2 protein. Gene Ontology annotation, molecular function: DNA binding; DNA-binding transcription factor activity. The coding region runs from base 79 to 1605 and encodes 508 amino acids. Gene Ontology annotation, cellular component: nucleus. NCBI's taxonomy places the organism in Eukaryota, Viridiplantae, Streptophyta, Magnoliopsida, Brassicales, Brassicaceae. The transcript has 2 exons. The record is from RefSeq and is a predicted model, not a curated record.
GUGGCUUCUUUGGUUUGAAUUUAGAAGCCGAAGCAACAAGAGUUUUCGAGGGUGACAUCAUUAUCUCUCCUAUUGAAAAUGUUUAACAACAAUACAGAAAUGUUCUCCGGUUUAGUAUCUAACCCGGAGCGAGAUGUCGGUCCUGCUUCCCUAACCGCUGUGUGUGACGACCUGACUAAUCAAGAUAUCGAAAUAGAGGAGCUUGAGAGGAAGAUCUGGAAAGACAAGCAACGUUUAAAGCAGCUCAAGGAGAUGUCCAAGAACGGGUCAGGUAAAAGAUUGUUGAAGCAUCCUGAGGAUUCGACUAAGAGAAUGAUGUACCAGGCACAGGAUGGGAUCCUGAAGUACAUGUCUAAGGCCAUGGAGCGUUGCAAAGCUCAAGGUUUCGUUUACGGGAUCGUGUUUGAGAACGGGAAAACGGUAACGGGGUCUUCUGAUAACCUCCGUGAAUGGUGGAAGGACAGAGUUAGGUUCGAUAGGAACGGACCAGCUGCUAUCUUGAGGCACCAAAGGCAGAUCAAUCUUUCAACUGAUGGAAGUGAGUUAGGGGGGUCUGAGGGUGGGGAGUGCACCGCGCACAAGUUGCUUGAGCUGCAAGAUACAACUCUUGGAGCUCUUUUAUCCGCUUUGAUGCCUAAUUGCACGCCUCCUCAGAGACGUUAUCCUCUGGAGAGAGGCCUGUCUCCACCUUGGUGGCCAACGGGAAAAGAAGACUGGUGGAAUGAUUUGUCUUUACCGGAAGAUUGUAGAGGACUUCCUCCUCCUUACAAGAAGCCUCAUGAUCUCAAGAAGGUGUGGAAAGUUGGUGUGUUGAUUUCUAUAAUCAGACACAUGGCUUCAGAGAUUGACAACAUACCUAAGCUGGUGAGACGGUCUAGAAGCUUGCAAGAGAAGAUGACUUCAAGAGAAGGGUCCUUAUGGCUAGCUGCUCUUAAUCAAGAGAAGAGCAAUGUUGAUCAAAGUCAGUACAACCCUUUAGCCUUCUCCGGAGAAAGCAAUGCUAAUGCUCUAGGAGCCAGUGGCGAGACCGAUGUUUUGUUUCAAGAAUCUGGAGAUUAUAAUGUUGAAGAAGCUUAUGGAUCUCAUCAGCAUGUUCCUGAAGUUGCCAACAACUUUAAUUAUGUUAACAACAAGAGGAAGUUUGAAGGUUUAGGGUUAUCAUUUCACCCAACAAGAAACCUAACUUGUGAGAACAGUUACUGUCCUUAUAGCCAACCGCAUAUGGGAUUCAAUGACAGGGUCUUAAGAGAUAGUCACCAAAUGACUUGUCCUUAUAAAACCAUUUCCUGUUACCAACCCACUAAACCUUUAGGAAUGCCCAUCAGUUUCAUGACUCCUUAUCAAAUGGAAAUGCAACAGCAAGAGCAGUUUAAUCUAUCAAGCACUCUCUACAGACCAAAAGCAGUAGAAAGAGGAGGUAACAACGACUAUCUCUCUGACCACCGGUUUGGUUUGAUUGACAAUUCGAGUCCUUCUACUUCGGGGAUGAAUCAUAAUCCUGGUUUAGUCUUACCUGUUAACUUCAAUGGAAAUGCGGAAACAGUGGGGAUGGAGAACAAUCAGCAGAAUCAAGAGGGAGGCUUGCCCAUGCCAUGGAUUGAGUGAAGAAAGCUUUCAUGAGUUUUCUUGUUCUGUUUCUUAUAGCUUUGUUUCUUGUUUUUUUUUUCUCUCAUUUUUUUA